AUGGCAAGGUUAACUGGGCUCCAGAAAGACGUACUGGCACUCUAUCGGCAGUGCUUGCGAGCCGUGAGGAAGAAACCAGCCGAAUCGCAAUCGAAUUUCCGUGACUUUGCAAGGUCUCAGUUCCACAAGCACCGAGAGGUUGGCAAGAAAGACUUUGGGACCAUUGAGUACCUGCUGCGCCGCGGAAGGAACCAGCUGGAAUCUUGGUCAGAGCCAGGCAUCCGGGAUAUCCACAGGUAG
Exserohilum turcica Et28A is the source of this 240-nucleotide messenger RNA. RefSeq lists its product as uncharacterized. Gene Ontology annotation, cellular component: mitochondrion. NCBI's taxonomy places the organism in Eukaryota, Fungi, Ascomycota, Dothideomycetes, Pleosporales, Pleosporaceae. The record is from RefSeq and is a predicted model, not a curated record. The transcript is spliced from 3 exons. The coding region runs from base 1 to 240 and encodes 79 amino acids. Gene Ontology annotation, biological process: mitochondrial respiratory chain complex II assembly.